AUGAAGUCGACAGCAGCUGCUGAAUCAAAAUCGCCAUCAAAAUGUGAGAAUAUACCAUUCGUUGAAUUAGAAUCGCCAUCACUAAAAGAACAUUCAAUAACUGCUAUACGACAAGAAGAACAUUCAAAUGCAGCUGCAACAGCUGCAGCAUUAGCAACAACAGCAGCAACACCGAUAGUAACAGCAAUUUAUCCAUCUUAUUCUAUGAGAUUCGAACCAAUUAAUCGAGAAUCGAAUUCCAAAUUGAGAAAUAGUAUUCCAUCUCUUAAGAAUUCACUAGAAAAAUCAUUUUUCUCAUCGGAAAAUAAUCUCAAACUAAUGGAUGCUAAGAAUUAUAACGGAGGACAUUGCGGUUCGACUCGAGACAAGAAAAAAUUUUUUGAGAUGAUAGCAAACAGCGUAACUCAACGACAACCAUCGCAAAUGGAUCAUUUAUUAAAUCGAAAAAUAGAGAUGGGUGGAUCAUUAGCAAUUCAAAGCGAUCAAAAUACAGUGAUUUCCGGUUACGACUCAGUUGGAGAGGAUUUUGCUGGAACUACGACGACUGACGAAAUUAGCGGAAACUCUUCUCCAACUUUGAUCGAGGAUCCAAAAGCUAAUGAUGGACCUCAUGAUGAGGUCCGAUCGAAAACUACUCAAAUCUCGGACCAUAUGUCUUACCACACAACUUUCACUGAUUCAACCUUAACACAGAAAAUGCAAAGUCAGCCAUUAUCAACUUAUGAAAUGCAACUAGCGAAUGAAAAAUCUGUUCAAGAGGUAAGCAAAUUUAUAUCAAGUAAAUACCAAAUUCUUUUCGCCAAAUGUCAGAAAAUUUGUGGUCAGUGCGAUAAGCAGCAAGGAAUCGAUGCCUUUAAAAAGUUGAAGCAAUCAGUGAAUUUAUUCGAGGAGAACUUGGCAUUUAAUCCAGGAAUAAUCGAAAACAGAUCGAAUAAUUACCAGAAUAUUCCAGCGACGAAUUUAACUUCAGAUAAAAAGCCAGAAACCUUAAUGAGUGUAGUUUAUGAGCCUAAUGAAAUCCAGUCAGUGACGUCUUAUGGCGCACCAUGCGAUUUAAAAAGUGAAAACCCAUUUGAGCAGAAGUUUACUUCACAUCAACAAACUACAGAAAAAUCAGCCUCAAGUGUAGAGCGAUUAGCAGAAACUGCAUUCCAAGAAAAAUCACCUUCAAAUGUUGACAAUUCUCCACAGUCGAAUAUUCCAGUGCAAACAAAACCGCCGAAAAUGGUUCCUGCAGUCCCCCAGAUACGUCAUCAAAAGAACGAUUCAGUUGUUGACAAAUGGCCACUGAAAACAAAUAACAAAGAGGCGAUUACAAAAAGCAUAAUCGAAGUACCUGAACGUCAAUCAGUUGCAUCACUCAGACAAAAAAUUGCUAGCAAACUUGAAGUAAAAUCUCCAUGCAGUACUAUGCCUUCGAAUGCGAUUGCCAGUGGUUCAUCCCAACAGAAACAAGUACCAUAUCAAAAUUAUUUACAAACUGAUACCAGGAUCUUAUCGCCUUCGAAACCUACGAUACCUGCAUCAACGACUAAUUGUUCUUAUCAAGUACACGAACCAGUCCAACGGCAUAUUUCUUGCGUGACCCCGGUGUCCUUCAGCAUGCCGAAAUUAAGUCAUUCUUCUUCGCAACAGUUCACAGCUCCUUAUCAACUCCAGGAAAACUCUACAGAUUUACUGAGAAGGAAUAAUUCUGUCCCUCAGUUGGUUUUUAAUGUGUCGUCACUUGAUAAUAAUAAUACAGGAUCUUUCGACAAUUCCAUUUAUAAAAAUAAUUCACGAAGUGAGCUCAGUUAUAAACCAUCUGGCAAUAUGGAGGCACUAAAUGUCAAGAUUCAUGAAAGCGAUUCAGCAAUAGAUCUAAUACCACCAGCGAAACCCCCUCCAAUUCUCAAUGGCAAUAUACCCGAUCAUUAUUAUAGCGGACAUGUGCUCGUUUCACCAUCAACUAUAUCAAUGGACUCAACACAACCUGAAAUGCCUGUCUUCUCGACACCUUUUGAACUUCGUUCUUCAAAUAAUACUUUUUUGCCGAGCUCAACCACUUAUAGCUCAAUAACUUCGAGUAUACAUUCCGAUUUAUCGAAACAUAAUAGCUCUGUAUCGAACAGUGAUAUAAAAUCUCGAAAUAUGACAAAACCUUUCUCUGAUGAAACCAGUAAUUCACAGUGGUACCGUAGAAUGUAUAAUAAAAUGCACAGAAUUGAUAAUGCAGGCGCAUGGACUCCAACUUCACGUUUAGAAUCCAAAUCUGUGCAAAAUGAUCAAAGGCCUAUUAGAAGUAAGAGUGUUGGUCGAUAUGCCGAAUCAUCUGAAUGCGUUGAAGAAACGAUUAAUCAAUGGAAAGAUGAACAUAGCAAAUUAUCAUCAAUGCAGAAACUACGAACAAUAAGUCCAACUUAUGGUUCGUAUCGCAAUAUGAUAAUUGCUUCACCAAAUACUUCUAAAAAUUUAUUCGCAUUAGAAAAAUCAAAAACUGAUCACUUCCAUAUACCACCAUAUCGAUUAGAAAACAAAUGUUAUCGAUCAGCUUCAUGCCACUUUCCAGUUUUCUCCUCUUCUUCAUGUCAUCAUUCAGCAAGCAGUACUAACUGCAUGUUUUGCUAUUGUCCACGGCAUGAAAUUUCGUGGAGUGAAAUUGAAUUUCUUUAUAAAACUUUGGGAAAGCAUGAAAUUCAUAACGAAAUAUUUAAAGAACAAAUUUCGAAAAAUAUUAAAAAUGCAGCGAUUCAUCGAAAACUCGAAGAAGCAACUAAUGAAUUGCAAAUCUUCAUCGAUCAGCUCACAAAUUUGCAAAAAUUAUCGUUCAUUGGUUUGAAAUGA
Molecule: messenger RNA, 2823 nt
Organism: Dracunculus medinensis (Guinea worm)
Lineage: Eukaryota; Metazoa; Nematoda; Chromadorea; Rhabditida; Dracunculidae
Source: the annotation of a GenBank genome assembly